GGAGCUGCGGGCGCGCCAAGGCUGACGCGAACGCAGCUACGGGCCCUGCGAGACCAGUUUCCGGAGCUUUGCUUGCGGGCUCUCGGAAUCAUACCCGCUCGGCCUUUAGCGGGCGCACAGCCUUCCAGCCCGGAGCACAGCUGUAGAGCUGAUAACCUGCAGCUAAACGUGGGAAAAGCAGCGACUCAAUCCUGAGCUUAGCAUGGUGAGGGUUUCUGAAUGUAAGUAAGGCCCGGUUCCUGACCUCAGAGGAGAGCACAGUCUGUCGAGGGAGUUUCCACUCUAAAUCUAAAGUACCAUGGAUCUGCCUGUGGAUGAGUGGAAAUCAUACAUACUUCAGAAAUGGUCUUUGCUCCCAAAGUCCACUCAGGUCACCAUUUGUACAGCAGAGACUUUGAGCGAUAUCUUUCUUCACUCCUCUUCACUUCUUCAACCUGAGGAUGAAAUGUUUUUAAAAAGGCUUUCUAGAGGUUACUUUGUGGGAAAGGACCCCAACAUUCCCAUUUUCUACAGAGAAGAAGGAAACAAAAAAUUUCAAGAGAAGGAUUAUAUGGGAGCCACAGUGCUGUACUCUAAGGGAGUAUCGCAUUCGAGGCCAAACACUGAGGACAUUUCAUUGUGUUACGCCAAUCGCUCGGCAGCCCUCUUCCGCCUGGGUCAGUACGAAGCAUGUCUUAAAGACAUCACCAGGGCACAGAUGCAUGGGUAUCCAGAAAGAUUGCAACCCAAGAUGAUGUUGCGCAAGGCACAGUGUCUGGUGACGCUGGGGAGACUGCAGGAGGCAAGCCAGAUCGUCAGUGAUCUUGAAAGUGAUUUCACUGCCAAACAAGCCCUAGCAGCUUCCCAGUUUCAAAUUCCGCAGAGUACCCUCUGUCAUCUGAAAAUGAAGGUACAAGAAAAGGAGACUCUCACGGAAACCUCCCCAGCAGCUCUAACCAAUGCCUUUGAGGAUAUGAACCUGCGGGAAGAGAAUGAACAGGUUUCCGGUGCAUCAUCAUCUGUCAGCUUAUGCAUGGACCCUUUAAAAGGCCGCUGUCUGAUUGCCACAAAGGAUAUUCCUCCAGGAGAGCUCCUGGUGAAGGAGGAUGCUUUCGUUUGUGUCCUUAACCCAGGAGAAAUGCCACCACUGCAUUGUGGCCUGGAGAGCAAAUGGGAUACCAGAGUUACCAAUGGGGAUCUCUACUGUCACCGGUGUUUAAAGCACACUUUGGCCACGGUUCCCUGUGAUGGAUGCAGCUAUGCCAAGUAUUGCAGCCAAGAGUGUAUGCAGCAGGCCUGGGAUCUCUACCAUAGUAUAGAGUGUCCUCUAGGGGGGCUGCUUCUCACACUGGGGGUCUUUUGCCACAUUGCCCUGAGGUCAACCCUUUUAGCUAGAUUUGAGGAUGGUGGCAAAGUCAUAAGACAGCUUUGUGGUGAGAUUAGUAACAAGGACAUCUGUUUACCUGAAAGCAAAAAUCUGGUGCAGACACUCAGUUCUCACCUGGGAGGGGAGGGUGAGAAAAAUGGCAAAACUGCUGAGCCCCCAAUUCCUGGAUGUGAUAUUAAUGGGAAGUAUGAAAAGAAUUAUACUGCUGUCCUACACCUUGUGCCCCAUACUAAAAACCACAGCCCAGAGUACAAAUUCCUCUGUGCCCUCAGUGUGUCCGCACUGUGCAGGCAGCUGGAAGCAGCCAGUUUGCAGGUCCUCACAACAAGCCUGAAAUGCUCUCAGGCCAAAGCAGCAGUGGUUCCUGGGAGGUGUGAAGAGUUGCACAUCUGGGGAGUGGCCAUGCUGAGACACAUGUUACAGCUACAGUGCAAUGCUCAGGCGAUAACUACCGUACAGCAAAUAGAACCUAAAGAGAACAUCAUUACCGAGAGCAGGCAGGUACGCCUUGCCACAGGCAUCUUCCCCGUUGUCAGCCUCCUGAACCAUUCCUGCAGCCCCAACACCAGCGUGUCCUUCAUGAGCACUGUUGCCGCCAUUCGGGCCUCCCAGCAGAUUGGAAAAGGGCAGGAGAUUCUCCACUGUUACGGGCCUCACAAGAGCAGGAUGGGUGUUGCUGAAAGGCAACAGAAGCUGAGGUCUCAGUAUUUCUUUGACUGCAACUGCCUGGCUUGUCGGAAUGAAAAGCACAGAGCCGCUGUAGGACCCAGAUGGGCGGCGUUCCGCUGUAACAGCUGCAGAGAGCUCAUGCAGGGAGAUGAUGUGCUGAGCUGUAGCGGUGCAUCCUGUACGGAAUCAGCGAGCAGGGACCACCUAGUCUCUCGGUUACAGGACGUUCAGCAGCAGGUCGGGAUGGCCCAGAAGCUUCUCGGGAGUGGCAAACUAGAGCGAGCCAUUCAGCUGUUGCUGGGGUGCCAGCGUGAUGCUGAGAGCUUCCUGUCCACAGAACACAGCGUGGUGGGAGAAAUCGAGGAUGGCCUGGCCCAGGCCUAUGCUGCUUUAGGGGACUGGCAAAAGUCAGCUACCCAUCUGCAGAAGAGUCUCCGAGUGGUUGAGGUUCGCCAUGGGCCAUCCAGUGUUGAAAUGGGCCAUGAGCUCUUCAAACUGGCCCAGAUCUUUUUCAAUGGGUUUGCUGUACCCGAAGCUCUGAACACAAUUCAAAAGGCAGAAAAGGUUCUACUGGUGCACUACGGCCCUUGGAACGAGGAGAUCCAGGAGCUACAAAAGAUGAAAUCCUGUUUAUUGGACUUGCCACCCAGCCCUGUGGCGCCUUCUGUGUAGGGUCCCAAGGGGACUUUGACCCAUAGGAAAGGAGCCUUGGAAGAUGAGUUAAAGAGGUUCUGUUGCCACUGAGCUGUCACCAGGAAAUGCAGGACUUGCUUGACAGGCGCAAGCCUAGUGUAUGAGGCGUGGGGAGGACUUGGAAGUCAUUGUAGUUGGAGAGAUGCUCACCUAGUUUGAUGAAUGUUUCUUGAAAUUGUUAACCGCCCUCCAGUAAAAACUCCCAGUUCCCAGAAAAGACUUUAAAACUAGUAUCUGGAGAGCCUAAGCCCUUUAAAAGGAUUUUAGCUGAUCCGCAGGCAUCCGGAUGUUGGCCUGGGGUUUUGGCUAGAUGCCACCUCACUAAAUGACGGCAGUCUGUUUCCUUGGAACAUUCCUAUGGUUUCUAGUAGUAAUGAAAUGUUGUGUACCACUCCAGCGGGAACUUAAACUCCUAGUAGUUGUAUUGUAAUUGAAAAAUAAUUAUAAAGCAAGAAAUCAGUGAGGCUCCUUAUCUCUAGAGACAGUUUCACUUAUGGUAUCUAGCUUCCUCAAAUCCUUUGUUAAAACCGGUGGAGUAUAAAUUGUGAACAGAGAAAUAAAUAUGGGGCAUUUUCUACCAGUUUUCCAGGCCUUAUUAUCUGGCUUUCAUUCUAUACUCGGCAGAUUCACUGACCAAAUACUAAUAAAAUCAGGCUUAUAGCAAUGACUUUGUAUCA
Miniopterus natalensis is the source of this 3405-nucleotide messenger RNA. RefSeq names its product SET and MYND domain containing 4 (gene SMYD4). The record is from RefSeq and is a predicted model, not a curated record. NCBI's taxonomy places the organism in Eukaryota, Metazoa, Chordata, Mammalia, Chiroptera, Miniopteridae. Gene Ontology annotation, cellular component: nucleus; cytoplasm. Gene Ontology annotation, molecular function: histone deacetylase binding. Gene Ontology annotation, biological process: heart development.